UCUGCCUCCCGAUUCGUCAUUCGGUACAAACGAUUGGGCAGCAGCACUUAUCAAAACGAUCAACUUGGCGCUGUUGGAUCUAGAGAAUGACGGUGACAAUGCCGGAUGUGAAGAAUUCGUCGAAUAUAUUUGCUCCGAGGUUCAAAAAGCGUUGGAUUGGUCAGUUAAAUUCGACGAUAAAUUGACGAUGCGGACGAUCGCCACAUUACCAUUUUUGAUUCUGAAUGCUGAUGAGACUCUCAUAGCAUCGAAGAUGAUGCAGCAGUGUCGUAGUUAUAUCUUUAUGACAUUGUUCAGUCGCUUACCGUCAUCUGAAAUAAUAAUCGAAGAGUUAUUCAAUUUAUCAUCAUCGUCACACCGUGACAACACAUUAAUGGAUUUCGCGGAAAUGAUUCUGAGAAGUCCGUCAAGCAGUGACGCACUCGUUGCGCAUAUCAUUGGUCUGUAUGAUGACACACAACUGAUUCAGAUCAAUGAAUCUAUGCCAUUAGCGAAAACAAUAGCCGAUAAAAUUGUUUGGCAAACAAGCCAAUCGACAACCACUGCCAAAGCUCUUCUGAAGGCAGUCAAUGCUACCCAAACACAUUUUGAGGAUUUCUUGAAGUUGGAUGAUGAGAUGUGUUGCGCGUGUUUAGUUGAAUCAAUAUCGGCGAAUAUUGAAGAUUAUGGUGUGGAUUCGUGGUUAUCUCAGCUGACCUCUUCGACUGUUUGGGAGAAAAUGAUUGAUAAGGCGAUUUCGAAAAAUCUACAAUCGUAUGAAUGCAAUAGGUGGCAAUUGGUGGUGAAUGCUGUUGUGAGAAUGACGAAUCGUGAGGAUGUUAUUUCACGGAUCGUUGAAAACGAAGUUGCGCAAAGCGUGGAACCGUUCGUUGAUCUUAUGAACACAUGCAGCAAAACAAUGAUCGGUGAUGAGUGCCGCACGAAGGUUGCAACAAAAGCGUUGGAGAACAUCUUCGAAUCGUCAAAUGUUUCUGAUGAAGAAAUUGAAAAAGUUGUUGGAGCGAUAUGUUCGACUGUUAUUGCGGAAGAUUUUAUUGUUGAUUAUAUUGAUAGGAAAUUGGACGAAGAUAAUUUGCGUGAAAAUUGGUUGGUGAUGCCGUUAUAUUGUUGUUGUCAUUGUCAUCUCUGUUAUUGCUAUUAUUGUUAUCAUUGCAAGUUGAUUUCGUAA
Molecule: messenger RNA, 1168 nt
Organism: Anisakis simplex (herring worm)
Lineage: Eukaryota; Metazoa; Nematoda; Chromadorea; Rhabditida; Anisakidae
Source: the annotation of a GenBank genome assembly